AUGUCUACGUACCAGAACCUCGACGAUGCAAUAUGUCUUUUGGCAUUAAUCUCAGACUGUCCAACGGGCCGUGAAGAAUCAACACAAGAGACAGAAGCCAGAGAGGAUGAUAAAGAGUUACAAUCAUAUGCAAACGACGAGAAAUUUGACGACCUAGAAGAUCCAACUAUGCUUGGUACCGAUCCAGGACAUGAACAAUACCGCGUCGAACUUAAGAACCAAUUCCUCGACCGACUUGCCGAAACACUAGCUCGCUUCAAAACUGAUCCCAAGUCCAAAACAUCGAAUGAUGCAAAACAUGUUUCUGCGGCUAUGAUGGUCUGCUAUGAAUACGAAGAGCGCGUCAAGAUAUUUUGCGCUAAGAAUGAGGGGCUUGAGAAGGAAGAUGAUGACUUUCUGGCUAGCUGGAAGUUAUGUAUGGAAAGUAUCGCGAGGAAAGGGUAUGCCUCAGAUGAGGAUACAUUUGCCAUGUUCAACCUCGUCGCAGACCAUCAGUGGCCACGGAUCACAACCUAUCUCAAGUCCCUGAAGCGGGUUUUUCAAUCUAACAUAAAUUCUGCCUCAGUCAAGAGUAUGCCAAAGCUCUCUCUGUUAGCACAGCAAGUCUCGAUAAUGCCAUCUUUACGGAGUCGAGAGUGGGAGGAGGACAAUGGUUUUUUAUUCGCCAUACCGCUACACUAUUCCGCACCAGCAAACCGGUCCGCGCCGGCGGAUGAGUUAACCAACGCAAAAUCAAACACUACUUGCACUGGUGAGACACUAUCCAAUAUCCAAGGUAGCGUUUCCGAGCUUUUCGAGAAAAUUCGCCGUCUCUGCCAACCUAAUACUACAUCAGAAGAUGAGACAAGUCUACUGAAGGAAGUCAUGAGUCACAUGUUUGAUCUCUGGAGAGAGCCCCGGGCUCGAUUCAUGCUGAAGACAGCCUUAAGAAGAGAGUUUAUUCAGCAAAAGGAGAGAGAGGCUUUGCUGUUUCUAGGUAGAGUCUGCUACGCUGCAUAUAUCUACGUCGAGAUUGCGAAGGUUUCUCGAUCCUUUCAGUCUAUCGAGAUCGUGUCUGUUUCGCAUACCGAAAGUCAAGGUCGGGGCAGAACCCAACGCCGACAUAAGAAAACACAGCGACAUACAGCUGGAGAUGAAUACGCAAAUAUCCUAGCUGUCAUCAAAGCUCUAGGUCUCACUUUUAAUCCUAGCUGGAAAUUUUAUCUUGCCAAGAAUGCGGCGCGGUUCCCUGGGUUGCGCAAAUCAAAAGGAGAUAAAGAAUUUCACCAUGCAGAAACUCAACUUCUAGCUUAUUUUGAGUACUCGAUGUCGCCAGACGAUAGAAACCAGUCACACAAAUACAUCGGGUGUAGUAGACGCUGCUGUUGGCUAUGUUAUGCACUCCUUCGUGCUCACGAGUAUUUUGGGGUGCGAGGAACACAUGAGACAUUGCUAUAUAGAUGGAACGUGCCCAUACCCUCCACGACUGGGUCAGGCAGCUUACCGACCCAACUCGACUUGGCCAUGGAACGUUUACUCAUGGAACUAAAAGUCUCUCUCCAGACUUUGUUCAAUAGCCCGGGAAGGAAGAAUGUUGAUCUCAAGGCACAGUCCUCGCAUGCACUUUCCUCGACCGGGGCUAUAUGGCAGCGGGAGCCCGAAUAUCACAAUACAUCUUACCGAGGUUUCCAGCACUUGAUGAUGAUGCCCACGGCCUUCGAUAAUGGCUUGCUUAUUGCACCGAUUCAUGAUAAGCCGGGUCUGUAUCAAUCGGGCUCCUUCGAUAUCCCCAAUCAUGACGGACAGUACCUUUACCAGGGUUGGGCCAUACAAGAGCUGGAGAACGUUUUUUCCAUUGAAACUCUUCUCCGAGACUUCAACAAUAUUCCCAAUAUUGGUGACCCGGAGUGGGUCAGAUUCGGCUUCUGCUAUUGCACAAGCAGGACCCAGAUGGAACUCCUUGCAAAGGCUUAUAUCCAGCUUACCGCCCAUGCAUCACUCAGUGAAAUAGCAACAGCAUGGAAGUCAAAUACUUUACUUGAUAUUAUGAAAGCUAAAGGCAUUGGGAUAUCAGCUCUCGUUUCUGAAGGAAUCUAUCCCCGUCAACCUUCGCCGGAAACAAUCGGCAUUUACCGCUUCAUGUCAGAGGUCUCGCACGGUCUCAGUGGGUGUCCAAGUUGCUCAUGCAAGAACGCCAGAUGCAAAUUCCACUCAAAAGAUGAGCCUUUACUCUGCAAACAAUCCGAGGUCGACUACGGGUUUCAUUCAAUCAAUACGUAUGAGCGCUGGCGACUGUUAAACUUUUAUUCUGAUCUCUUCGCAAAUCCGAAGUUCAAUCCGCAGAAGAUGCAAGAAGCAACGCGACAUCCAGAUGUACAUGCACUCGAAACAUACAUCGAAUCCUUGAUCCCAGAGUUUCGCCGCAUAACCUGGAAUGAACACAUGACGGAUGGAAUGUUUCCUAAAAUUAACUCUCGAUUGAAAUUCCAGGGUGGUUAUCCGUCUUGCGAAUGUUUUAUUCAUAAGAUCCCUGUCUCUGAAGGAGUGGAAUGUAACGUGAAUAUCGAAAUUGAUUGGCUCCGCGCACAAUAUGAGGAGAGAAGUAGAGAGCAGAUUACUCAAUCAUAA
Messenger RNA from Penicillium expansum, 2607 nucleotides. RefSeq names its product nucleic acid/nucleotide deaminase domain-containing protein. The coding region runs from base 1 to 2607 and encodes 868 amino acids. The transcript is spliced from 5 exons. The record is from RefSeq and is a predicted model, not a curated record. NCBI's taxonomy places the organism in Eukaryota, Fungi, Ascomycota, Eurotiomycetes, Eurotiales, Aspergillaceae.